CAAGUCACCUCGUGUGCACCCAUCUUCUUUAACACCCACCACAAGUUUCCAAGCUUCUUCCAUGGCAGCCUCCGUAGGAACUGGCUCACCUUGUGGUGCAUGCAAGUUUCUCAGAAGAAAAUGCACUCCAGAUUGCAUCUUUGCACCCUACUUCUGCUCCGAACAAGGGCCUGCUCGAUUUGCCUCGAUUCACAAGGUGUUUGGCGCAAGCAAUGUUUCGAAAUUGUUGCACCAUGUGGCAGUUGCUGACCGCUGUGAGGCAGUGGUCAGCAUUGCUUAUGAAGCUCAAGCUAGGAUCAAAGAUCCUGUUUUGGGCUGCGUUGCACAUAUCUUCGCCUUACAACAGCAGGUUGCAUGGUUACAAGCACAGUUGCUGCAAGCCAGAGCUCAAGUGGCACAAAGCUGCCGGGAUUCAAGAAACACUAAAAGUCAAUGGUCUGCAAACAUGGCUGGAGCAAUGUCUUAUCAGGAUUACAUGAAUGCUACAAAUUUCAUGAACUGCAACACAUCACCACAAAGUUCAAUGGACUCAAUCGAUCAUAUCAAUGAAGGAAUGUUGAGGAAGUGAGGAACUGGCAUAGAUUAGAUGUAGCUCGAUCUAGUGAUAAAUAAUAUGUGAUGUUAUGGAGCCAGGAUAUAUGUUAUAAAGUUUAAGUUAGAUAUGAGUUAGCAAGACAUCUUAAUAAGUUUCUUGUAAUUGCCCAUGGUGAUAACCCUAUAUUUUGAAAACAUGAUGCCAGUUUACAUGGGCUCUUGAAUUGAA
Messenger RNA from Helianthus annuus (common sunflower), 763 nucleotides. Its product is annotated as LOB domain-containing protein 16. Gene Ontology annotation, cellular component: nucleus. The transcript is spliced from 2 exons. The coding region runs from base 62 to 568 and encodes 168 amino acids. NCBI's taxonomy places the organism in Eukaryota, Viridiplantae, Streptophyta, Magnoliopsida, Asterales, Asteraceae. The record is from RefSeq and is a predicted model, not a curated record. Gene Ontology annotation, biological process: hormone-mediated signaling pathway; positive regulation of DNA-templated transcription.